Messenger RNA from Lentinula edodes (shiitake mushroom), 3003 nucleotides. RefSeq lists its product as uncharacterized. Bases 152 to 2872 code for a protein of 906 amino acids. Gene Ontology annotation, cellular component: cytosol; endocytic vesicle. NCBI's taxonomy places the organism in Eukaryota, Fungi, Basidiomycota, Agaricomycetes, Agaricales, Omphalotaceae. Gene Ontology annotation, molecular function: ubiquitin binding; guanyl-nucleotide exchange factor activity; small GTPase binding. The transcript has 10 exons. The record is from RefSeq and is a predicted model, not a curated record. Gene Ontology annotation, biological process: vesicle-mediated transport.
CAACACUUCGACUGUGCUAAUUUGUAAAGUACAACCCUUCAGUGCAGUGACGAAUCGUGGAAAGAUAACCUUAGCUCCAAAUCUGUAAGAGCUAUGUCUGUCGAACUAAACGGGACAUAUUGAAUUAUUUCUUUGAUCCAGUUAAACUGUUAUGGAACCUUCUAAUCCUUCAGGACCGACCACGAAUCCAACGAAUCAAGUUAAUACUACGAUUGUGAACGAAGUGCAGGAAUCUUUACAAGGAUUAUCUGUAGCGGAGGCUGCAGACCAGGGAGCAGCUGUGAAAGAUGGAGCAGUGCAUAAGAAUCUGACACCAGCAACAUCACCCAAUCCAUGGUCCGAUGGCGAGAGGCACUUCACCUCAACAGCACGGGAAAGGGAAUUGGUAUUGGUUCCUACAGAUGUUGAAGAUGAGGAGUCGGAGCCUAGGGCAGACGAUGAAGCUGAAGCUCGCCAUAUUCUACACACUCCAGAUCCAUCGACAUUCGACCGAUAUGUCACUGGCGGAUUUGCAACAGAUCCCCAGGCCUCAGCACCACUUGUGGCUCCUCCUCCAGCAACGGAGAUAUUGCAAGAGUUCGAUCCAUUAGCUGAUCAAGAAGAAGAACAUGCAAAGAAAGCUUGGGAAGAGAGCGAGGGACAUCCCGCGCCUCCUGUUCCGCGUGAUAGGAUAUCUUCGCCUCCUCCUCCGGUACCACUGAAAGAUCUGCCGUCCCCAUCGCCAAUCCCAAUCCCAUCAGCGCAGAGCUCAGGAGGAUUCCAAUCUUCCUUAGUUGCUCUUGCGCGCUCGUUUUCCAUACCAUCUUUAACUCGUUCUCCCAAAUCGAAAGGCAGGCCGCUGUCAAUGGACGUCGCCAAACCCGUUCCGUCUCCUGAUACCAUAUCUUCCUUUGCUACCCAACAGGCCAAGCAACCGGAGUCAAAUGAGAGGAAGCCAGAGUCACCAGAUCGACAAGAGGAAGAAGAUUUUGAAGGAUCAGAUACUGGGUCUGAAGACUCCAGACCCGGCGACCCACCAUUUGAUUUUCAGAAGUUCCUUGACCAGAUGAAGAUGCGGAGUGCGGACCCGGUUUCAAAGUAUCUCAAAUCGUUCUUAAGUAAUUUCUCUAAACGCACCUUCACAGUGUCCGACCAGAUCAAGAUCAUUAACGAUUUCUUAAACUUCAUCUCUAAUCACAUGCGACAAUGCGAGCCAUGGAAGACCGCAUCGGAUGCCGAGUUCGACAAUGCCAUGGAAGGAAUGGAGAAACUCGUCAUGAAUCAGCUCUAUCAAUAUACUUUCACUCCUGCGGUAGCGAAAGACCUCAAUCCAAUAACAGGAUUACCUCGUCGACCUAUCUCGGUUGAUGAUCUCGAGCGCGAUCGUAUCCUAUCUGAGAGGAUAGCACUGUUUGGAUGGGUGGAGGAAAAGCAUCUGGAUAUUCCUGUGGAAGAAGGUACCGCGGGCUUCCUCAUGUUUGCUGAGCAAGAGUUGCUCAAGAUUGGACACUACAAGGCUCCCAGAGACAAGCUUAUUUGUAUUCUCAACUGUUGCAAGGUCAUCUUUGGUCUAAUACGACACCUUCAGAAAGAAGAAGGCGCGGACGCAUUUGUGCCCAUCCUAAUUUUCGUGGUGUUGAAAGCGAAUCCUGACCAUCUCCUUUCCAAUGUGGAGUUCAUCAAUCGAUUUAGAAAUCCAGACAAGCUUCGGAGCGAAGCAGGAUACUAUCUGUCGAGCUUGAUGGGCGCCGUGCAAUUUAUCGAAUCAAUGGACCACACAUCUUUAUCGAAUAUAACCCAAGAAGAAUUCGAGCAGAAUGUGGAAGCUGCAAUCCAAGAACUGCCUACCAACCCGGAUGGAACACCACGAGUGCUAUCUAUGGGAUCCUCAUCAUCCUCGUCUUCAUCGUCUUCAUCCCUUUCUUCAAUAUCCACACCGACACAGCGCAGCUCACCCCAUCUAGGCGCUGAAUCUGCGCAACCGCUUUCACUACCGUUAUCACAGAAUGUGUAUUCACAAGCACCCAUGGCACAACAGCUUUCCGAAGAUGCUCGUAGGCUUCUGCAGAAGACAGGCGACGCUGUCAGUAAACCGCUGAAUGCGAUUAGUAGGAUCUUCAAUGAAGCAUUGGACUUGGCUGAAGAAAACUUUGGUUCACCGGAAAGAUAUGCAAGCGCUUCGACAUCCAGAGCAGGUACACCUUCAGGUAGCGCUCCGUCCUUCCCAGUACCGAAUUGGCCUCAUCAAUUAGUGCCAGGAAUGGCCAGCCAAAGCCUUCCAGACUCUCGUUCAUCGUCCCCAGCAUCAUUUAUGGCACAAGGCGUAUACCAAACACCUGCUCCUUCCACUGAUGGAGGACCUCCCGUCCAAACGCCGUAUAAACCCCGCGUGCGGAGAGUUCCAUCACCAGGGGGCUAUCUAAACCAAGCGCAAGCUCCGCUAUAUGGUCAGAGCGUACUUUCUCCAGGGUACUCUCCCGGUUAUUCACCGGGAUACUCACCGGAAGACACACCAUCUCGUCCGAGACCGAGUGGCCAAGGACCUCAAACGCACUAUCCACUUGCAAUGGGCUCCUCUCAGCAGGUUCAACCUCCAGCUCGCGUUCAAUCUCUUCAUCCUUAUUACGACCAACCCGGUUCGCCUAAUCUAAAUCUAGGCUCACCCCUAAACUAUUCCCGUGCGUCCACUCCUGGCAGCGGGGACUUGGAUAUCGCGGGGAUGCAAGCAGAAAUUGAUACAGCACAUUCGCAGGCUACGGAGGCAUCGCGGAAUACUCUGUUCCAGAUAUUCCCUGGAGUUGAUAGGGAGGUUGUUGAGUGGGUACUGGAGGCGAAUGAAGGUGAUCUAGGAAAGAGCAUUGAACAAUUGUUAGAGAUGAGCGAGGGAGGCUGAGUGGAUAUGGAUUAAGAUGAUUAGUGUGGUAUACUUACAUUUGUACACGAAUCCAAAUUGAAAUUGAAUCAUGCAAAUCGCCAACUUUCGAGCUGGAGACCUACCACACCGUAAUUGAGGUGAGCCGAAGC